Molecule: messenger RNA, 4960 nt
Organism: Epinephelus fuscoguttatus (brown-marbled grouper)
Lineage: Eukaryota; Metazoa; Chordata; Actinopteri; Perciformes; Serranidae
Gene: plcd4a
Product: phospholipase C, delta 4a
Exons: 17
Coding region: 1506-3791 (761 amino acids)
Biological process (GO): lipid metabolic process; intracellular signal transduction
Molecular function (GO): calcium ion binding; phosphatidylinositol-4,5-bisphosphate phospholipase C activity
Source: RefSeq, a predicted model, not a curated record
UGAGAGAACGAUAGCGGAGUACGAGGAGGAACUUUCUCGCGCAAAAGAGGAGAACGAGCGACAGCGGAAGCUACUGGAGCUGCGCGUGGAACCGGAAAUAAACAGAGCAGGUAUCCACACUGUGAAUCCUGAAUGACCGGUGCCAACGGAAGGAAGACCUCAUGUGUGGAGCGGUGUGUUUGGUGCCAUUCAUCUGGACUGUGGAGAAGGGAAACUGCAUGGACAACAUCCUGAGCUCUCAAAUGGGUCGUGAUUAUGAUGCUAGAAAAAGCAGCAAAAUGCCCUUAGUUAUAGUGUAGUGAUGUAUGUUAAUUUUGCCACAGUAUCACCCUAAAAAUGGGGACAGUAAGAAACCAUGCUGUUGGUACCAUCCACAACUUUCAUAAUAUGGACCAAACUGAACUGAACUUUUUUUAUAUUUCCCUCCUACUUCAGGUCACCUAUUGCAGAGGUUGCUGCUGGGUACUGUAGUUUUUUUUCCUUCUGGAGACGAGGUCAUUAAGAGGGAGUCCCUCCAUUUUAGUCUUGGCUCAGUCUGUGUAAUUUGAGCUGGGAAGCUGAUCUAAAGCUGUGGAUUAUUAAUGCCCCCGAACCUGAGCAGGGAACACAGAUGACGACCAAAGACGGACUUUUAAUAUUCAAAAUUUACAAACACACGUGAGUGAGCUUUCAGGUGCGUUGGGUAUGUCGGCAAUGACUGCAGAGGUCACCUGGGCGCAGUUUGGUCAUUUGAUGGUGAAUCUCUCUCAGUUGUGCUGUCCCCAUGGCCUGUGGCUUAACUGGCCUGAUCAAAGUUUGAUGAGCGGGGCUUAGUAACAUUACACGGGACAGAAAACACUGUGGCUCUCUGUGGCGGAGCUCUGCUGGUCCUCUGCUUGGCAUGAGGGUGUAGGGCUAGGGGAAACGGGGUGACUGUAAGCCUCUGCCAGUGAGUGUUGUUUGACAGCAGACAAGCUGCCAGACAAGCUGUGGUUUUGGUUCCAGCUUAAGAAACAACUUCUCAGGCUCUUAACCAGUUGGUCGAAUGGUUCAUAAUUAGGUGUGAGAACCGCAAUGGAACCAAUAGGGAUGUCAGAAACAGCUCAGGUUGUAUGGUGUGUCACAUCCUUCCUCUAACAAUUAUCUAUAAACUACCCACACAACAGCCCCUCUUAUCACCAUCAGUACGUUUAGAUGAGUUCAACCUGCUCCACUCUCCUUAUCCAACGAACAUAAUUAAUGUACAACUCUCGGAGCGGUUUAAGCAAAUGCUAAACAGGGCUCAGCAACAGGACAAAAAGGAUCCGGAAAGAGGGAUGGGGAUGGGGAGGAGGGAAGCAGGGGAGGAGGGGAGGAGUGUGUCACAGAGAGUUAACACUGGUUUCAGUUGUUGCAGGCUUUCAUUACUGCAGCGCGGCAUGCAGAGGGACGGCAGCAGCUCCUGGGCCAUAUGAUCUGUUCCAGCUCUGCGACUGGGACUCAGGGAUGAUCCUGCAACAGAUGGCAGAAGAGUGAGACCACAACGAAUGGCUUCCACAGGGAGUGGCCUCCGCAUCCAGGGGGAUGACAACCUCCAGUCCAUGCUGGUGGGGACGAUAAUGAGGAAAAUCAAGUCUCGUACCUGGAAGAAGCAACGCUACUUCAAACUGCAGGACGACUGCAUGACCAUCUGGUACCAAUCCAAGAAGGCUGGCAACACCCACUCCACAAUUUCAGUGAGUGAUGUGGAGGCAAUACGAGAGGGCCACCAGUCCGAGGUGCUGCUCAGCAUCGCCGAUGAGUUCCCGGCUGACCGAUGCUUCACGCUGGUCUUCCGCGGUCGCAGGGGCAACCUGGACCUGGUGGCUGAGUCAGCCGAGGAGGCUCAGUCCUGGAUCAGAGGCAUGAGGAAGCUGAUUGACAACCUGGAGAACAUGGGGGAGCGGGAGAAACUUGACCAAUGGAUCGGUGACUGGUUCAGGAAAGCAGACAAGAACAACGAUGGGAGAAUGAACUUCAAGGAAGUGCAGGAUUUACUGAAGAUGAUGAACGUGGACAUGAAUGAGCACCAUGCUCAUCGUCUCUUCACAAUGGCCGAUAAGUCCCAGUCGGGUACACUGGAGGACGAUGAGUUUGUUCUCUUCUACAAGAUGCUGACCCAGCGGGAGGAUGUAUUACGGGUUUUCCAGGAAUACUCGGCUGAUGGCCAGAAGUUAUCCCAGAGUGACUUGGAGGACUUCCUGAGAGAGGAGCAGCUGGAGGGCGGUGACAUCCAGCAGCAUGCCAAGCAGCUCAUUGAGCGCUAUGAGCCCUCUGACACAGCCAAGCAGCUGAAUGCCAUGACGUUCGAUGGCUUCUUGAUGUACCUCGGCUCAGCUGAGGGCUCCAUCUUUCACCCACAGUGGCGGGGUGUCUUCCAAGACAUGACCCAGCCGCUGUGCCAUUACUUCAUCUCCUCCUCUCACAACACCUACCUUAUGGAGGACCAGCUCCGAGGACAAAGCAGCGUGGAGGGGUAUAUCAGAGCUCUGAGUCGUGGCUGUCGGUGUGUAGAGGUGGACUGCUGGGAUGGUGCCAAUGGAGAACCCAUCGUUUAUCAUGGACACACUUUCACCUCCAAGAUACUCUUCAAGGACGUGGUCAAUGCAGUGGGCAACUAUGCCUUCAAGGUAUCUGAAUAUCCAGUCAUCCUGUCCAUCGAGAACCACUGCAGUGUUGAGCAACAGAGAGUCAUGGCCCAACACCUCAACAACAUCCUCGGUGACAAGCUGCUGAAAAGCACAUUAGAUGGAAAGGCCCCAAUUGGGCUGCCAUCUCCUGAGGAUCUUAAGGGGAGGAUUCUGCUGAAGGCGAAGAAAAUCGGUGGUCUGGAGGAGAGUUUCAACGGGAUGGUGGAGGAGUCUCAGAGCGGAGAGGUCAGUGAUGAGGAAGAGGUGGCUGAAAUCGAUGAGGAUAACCUCCACCGCGAGAGUGUCCGUCGCAGGAUUAAGAAGUCAAAGCAGCAUCUGUCCAAGGAGCUGUCAGACUGUGUCGUCUACUGCAAAAGCGUCCACUUCAGUAACUUCAAACACUCUCGCAUCCACUCCAAGUUCUACGAGGUCGCCUCUUUCACAGAGUCCAAGGCCCGCAAACACCUGAGAGAGGCUGGGGCCGAGUUUGUGCACCAUAACUCCCGGCAGCUGACCAGGGUUUAUCCCAGUGGCUUCCGAACAGACUCCUCCAACUUCAAUCCUCAGGAAAUGUGGAAUGCUGGGUGCCAAAUUGUUGCAUUGAAUUUCCAGACCGCCGGGGAGGGGAUGGAUCUGAAUGACGGAUUGUUUAGUCAGAACGGCAGCUGUGGUUAUGUCCUAAAGCCCGGUUUCAUGAGAGAGGCCGAGAAAAGAUUUGACCCUGAGACACCCCAGAAACGGGAUGGCUACCAGCCAGUCGUCCUUACGAUACAGGUGAUCAGUGGUCAGCAGCUGCCCAAAGUCAACAUCAAAGAGGAUUCGAUAGUGGAUCCUCUGGUCAGAGUAGAGAUCCACGGUGUUCCAAGCGACCAGGCCAAGCAGGAGACCAGAUACAUCGAGAACAAUGGCUUCAACCCCGUGUGGUACGACACCCUGCGCUUCACCAUCCACUCUCCUGAGCUGGCCAUGGUGCGCUUUGUGGUGGAAGACUAUGACAAGACUUCAAAAAAUGACUUUGUGGGGCAGUAUACACUCCCUCUCAGCUGUAUACAACAAGGUUAUCGUCACAUUCACCUUUUGUCCAAAGAUGGGACCAGUAUUCCUCCCUCCUCCUUAUUCGUACACAUCAGGAUUACAGAACUGGAUAAACCUUCACUUUCCUAAUCCAGCGGAGGUAUCAGAAAGAACGUGCUCAGCACAUCUUAUUUAGUCAUGAUAGUUGAGUCAUUACUUCCCAUAGAAAUACUUCUCCUAACAUAGUAUUUAUUUUUAUUCUUGUUUUAUGUAAAUAAGUACUACGCCAAAUCUAUAGUGGUUCUUAGGCAGCAUAUGAGAAAUGCAUGUUUUUGUUUCCUCCAUUAUAAUGUGUGUAACUUGUUCCUGUGAUUGACUUGAACUUUGCUGCUCAUGUUUGGUGUCCCAGAUAUUUGUCCCUGCUGAAAUAUUGUGUUGUAAAGAAGAAUGUGCCAGCAACAUGUUUAGAUCAGGAUGAAUAUUUCUGUCAGUAUUUUUCCUUUAACAAACAGCACUUCGUGGACCCAGUGUCACUGCUACAGUCCUCAGCUUUCACUUUGGCCAACAUGCAGAGCUUGAAAUGCAGCUAUCUGCUGUCCAGUGAGCAGCUGCAGCGGAGCAGCUGGAGGCUGCGUUAUGAAGUCAUCCAGCUCUCCCAGUCACAAAAGAGAUUUCAACAGAUUACACCUGUGGCUGCUUCUUCCAUCAACACCAGACUCCUCUGCAUGUCGUUCUUUUUAAGCUAUUUACAGGCUGAAAUCUGAAUUUAGUACUCGUGAGCAGUCUUGUGUCAUGUGAUGUUAUUUUUGUGGUAUGUACAUAUUACCCAUUUGUGUAAAGGUGUUUUGAUAUGUCUAUUUUUGUAUACAUGGAAGCAUUCAUAUGUACUGUACAGCAUAGCACAGUGUUGUGUUUAUUUGCUUGUUUUUUAUUGUAGAAGACCUCAUAUUCAUUUGCCACAUCUAUCUGCAAAUACAUAUGAUUUUCAUUUAAUGAUGCAACUAGUUUAUCCUUCAUACCUUUGGAACUGCCUUUCUAGUCUUCUGACCACUCAGCGGGUCACAUUCAACCAUUCACACACACAUUCAUACACUGGUGGCCGAGGCUAUCGUCCAAGGUGCCACCUGCUACUCAGUUUUUAACACACUUACGUUGAUAGAACAGCCACUGGGAGCAAUUUGGGGUUCAGUAUCUUGCUCAAGGAUGCUUCGGCAUGCCAGCUGGAGGAGCCAGGGAUCAAACGAAUGGAUAACCAACUCCACCUUCUGGGCCACAGCUGUCCAUGUUACUACUCUUCUUACUGAGCUGAGUUGAGUUUA